AUGUCGUUGUGGCAAUCAUACCGUAACCUUUCAAGCCGUACCCGACUCCUUAUUGGCGGAGGCAUUAUUGCAUAUGCCAGUCUGGGCCUUCUCGUCAGUGAUGAGGCAGAGAAGAUCUUUGGUUUCACGCCAACUGAAGCAGACAAGCAAAGGCUAAAGGAGGCCGUGCCGAAGAUCUACGUGGUGGACAAGGAGAAGUGA
This is a messenger RNA of Baudoinia panamericana UAMH 10762, 201 nucleotides long. RefSeq lists its product as uncharacterized. The record is from RefSeq and is a predicted model, not a curated record. The transcript has a single exon. Lineage: Eukaryota; Fungi; Ascomycota; Dothideomycetes; Mycosphaerellales; Teratosphaeriaceae. Bases 1 to 201 code for a protein of 66 amino acids.